Physella acuta is the source of this 1897-nucleotide messenger RNA. RefSeq names its product solute carrier family 15 member 4-like. Gene Ontology annotation, molecular function: transmembrane transporter activity. NCBI's taxonomy places the organism in Eukaryota, Metazoa, Mollusca, Gastropoda, Physidae. The record is from RefSeq and is a predicted model, not a curated record. Gene Ontology annotation, cellular component: membrane. Gene Ontology annotation, biological process: transmembrane transport; oligopeptide transport.
CCAACUUUUUUCAUACGCGCAUUCUCUCUUGGAGUACAUAGCUAAGUUGCCAGAGACAAAUUUUGACAUUUUCGGCUGGUAAACUUGACAGGAUCUAACUAAAUUUGAGCGAGCCGGAAGACGAGAAAAAGCCGUACCGUCUGCCGGACACGAUGAGCAAGACGUACAAGGUUGCAAUGGACGGGCCGGACGGGCCCCUGACCGACGCCAACAUCAGCGACAAGCCGGCUGGUAAACCUUCCGGCGGUUCGUUUACCAGCAACAAGACGACCUUGCUAGUGACCUUGAGCAUCCUAGUGACGGAGAUGUGCGAGCGACUGACCUUCUACAGCAUCUCUGCCGGCCUGGUGCUCUUCUGUACGAGCAAGCUGGACAUCAAGCAGGCCACAGCCACCACCAUCAACCAGAUCUUUGGAGGUUUUGUGUACCUGAUCCCCAUCAUUGGAGGUUUCGUGUCGGACUCCUACAUUGGGAGGUUUAGAACCAUUCUGAUAUCCAGUUGUGUCUACAUCAUAGGUACCAUAUUCUUACCUGCGGCAGCUGUUGAGUACAGUGACUGGGGUUGGGGCGAGAUAAGUGUGACGGGCAGAACUGCCCUGUUUGGCUGUGCCCUGGUCUGUGUCGCCCUGGGCACAGGGGGCAUCAAGGCCAACGUCGGGCCGUUCGGGGCAGAGCAGAUCUCGUCGCUAGGACCAGAGGCAGUGCAGUCUUUCUUUAAUUGGUUCUACUGGGUCAUCAACGUGGGUGCUCUGAUCGCCUACACGGUGGUGGCGGCCGUACAGCAGGACGUCAGCUUCGCCUGGGGUUUCUUCAUCCCUCUGGCCACCAUGGUGCUGGCCCUCACCAUCUUCGUCUCCGUCAAGAACAAGUACGAGAGGACCACGCCCAAAGGCAGUAUCCUGACAGUCGCCUGGAAGAUUCUGGUCCAGGGUACAGGGAAGCGGCCCCCACACGCCCAGGCCCAGAAGUUUCCAGAAGGGAAGACGUUGCUGUGGAAGGCCAAGAAAACUUAUGGCGGGAGCUUUGAUGACGAGAUCGUGGACGGAGUGGUCAGUGUCAUCAAGGUCAUCCCCUUCUGUCUGCUGGUCAUCAUGUACUGGGCAGUGUACUCACAGAUGAACAACACAUUCUUUGCUCAAUCUGAACGUAUGGAUAUCCGGAUGGGAGAUAGUAUCAACAUCCCAGCCGCGGCCCUCAACGCUUUCAACACCAUCAUCAUCAUCAUCCUCAUCCCCAUCGUCGACAGACUAGUCUACCCUUGCUUCCAGAAGCUGGGCAUGCCCUUGACCUACCUGAAGAGAAUAGGGAUCGGGAUGAUAUUCGCCGCGGCCAGCAUGGUAGUGGCUGGCAUCGUAGAGAUCUACCGAAAGGACGGAACCUUCCACGAGCAGACCCUGGCUGACCAGACGUUCAACUCCUCCAGCAUGUCCGUCUUCGUCCAGAUCCCCCAGUUCGCCCUCAUCGGUGCCAGCGAGAUCUUCACCAGCGUCACAACGCUAGAAUUUGCCUACAAUCAAGCACCAGUCGCCAUGCAAGGUCUUCUGACUGGGCUAUUUUUAGCCGCUUCCGGUUUUGGCAACUGGGUAUCCACCGCCAUCUUGGCCAUCGUGGAGGAGGCGACGAAAAGCGACCCCUGGUGGGGUGACGAGAUCAACGACACCAAGAUGGAGAACCUGAUGUUCCUACUAGCCGGUCUGAUGGUCCUCAACUUCUUCAUCUUCUGCAUCGUCGCCCACUUCUACACCUACCAGGACCCGGCAACCUUCGAGAAGAAAACCCCAGAGGUCGUGGUGGAGCCGGAGAGCCAGGGUCUGGAGAACGAUUCCAAGUCGUACAAAACUUUUAGCGACCCUACACAGACAAAACCACGGGACACCACGUCUUUGUAAACAAACAA